AUGGGCGCAGAGGCAGGGCAGCAAAAGAAACCUUCACAAAUUGUCAGAUUAGACAAUGCCUUCAAAUUGGCUGAACAAUGGAUUAAUAACAUGAGUAAGGCUGUAGAAGAUGAACCACCAAAUGUAGAAUCAGAGGGCCGGCCUUCUAGGCUUGGACUUGGUGCAAAAGAAGUUCCACGCCAAUCUAAAGCUAGACAGUCAAAUGACCCUGUCGAAAGGAGGUUACAUGCAAAGUUGGAAGCCGGAAAGAGAAGAGCUGCUAAAAGUAUUGAAGAUUCCAUUCUACCUGCUAGAGAUGAUAAUGCGGAUGAUGACAGCAGUGAAGAAUCAGAAAGCAGAACCAAAACAUUUGCAAAGAAGAGACCAGGUCCUCUUGCUCCAUCUCUACAUGUAAAGAAGAAACAGAACGAUAAUGGGAAAAGACAAUCAACCUCGACUAAUGCCCCAAUCCCAUUUGACAAGAAUUUGGGGGAGUAUAUUACAACUACUGAUGAUACUGAUUGGCUGAAGAAGAGUCCUGUGGGUGUUCUUUCCAAAAGAAUUGAUUAUGCCUCCGUUAAAUAUGAGCUUAAAAGAUAUGGUGUGAGUACCAUUGGCUUGCAAUUUCCUGGUGUGUCUAUGGCUCUAAUCGCUUUUGUUUCAGCGGAUCAUAUGUAUUAUGUUCGGAUAAUUUGCAGUCUAUUUUGGCUUUGUGCACAAUUGCAAGGUUUACCUCUACAACAACGGAAUAAGGGUUGUCUCAAUCUAAUACUAAGUCAUUUUGGUUGA
Dovyalis caffra is the source of this 768-nucleotide messenger RNA. The record is from the annotation of a GenBank genome assembly. NCBI's taxonomy places the organism in Eukaryota, Viridiplantae, Streptophyta, Magnoliopsida, Malpighiales, Salicaceae.